Molecule: messenger RNA, 3141 nt
Organism: Vittaforma corneae ATCC 50505
Lineage: Eukaryota; Fungi; Microsporidia; Nosematidae
Exons: 1
Coding region: 1-3141 (1046 amino acids)
Source: RefSeq, a predicted model, not a curated record
AUGCUACGAGAACAGCUCGAAGAACUCCAACGUACAAAAAGAACACUUUUACAUACAAAAAACGCACUCAUAAGAUUUGUACUGGACGAAGAUGUUGACUCUCUCACACUUUUCAACAAUCUUCCCUUCCCUACUUCUUUCACUACUCAAAAGUCCCUAUCCUUUGACAGACAUACGCUUUCGGAAAAGGAGGAGAAGCGGUUUAACUCGCGAUUCGCACCUUUCUUAAGAAAUUUAAUUUCCAAGAGCAAGCAUCCUGGCAUUGACAUUCUUCUUGAGUAUCUUAUGAGGAUUUAUUGUAUAGACACAUUUAACCCCCAAGAACUGACAUUCUUACUUUUACCAUUCAAGAAAUACUUUAAUCAGCUUCAAAUCAUAGCUAAGAACACCAAGAAUCAGUUUUCAAGUCUCAAAUCAUAUUCAAUUUCCAGUAUUUCAAGGAUAAUCGUCAAAGAUAAAAGGCUAAUGCUAGACUUUGUGAAGUAUUUUAACGCCUAUGAAGUAUUAAAAGAGUUUUUGGACAAGACAAUGGACGAAAUCAUUGACAUUUUAAAAGCAUCUGAUAUGGACUAUUUAAGUGAGAUUUAUAAAAUUAUGGAACUAUUAAUUCAGCACGGCAAUCCAUUGAAAGCUUUACAGAUAUACCACAGAAUGAGAUCGUACUUGAAUACAGAUGACUUCAUCCUUCUUCUACUGCCCUAUUUCCCAAAAGAUUUGAUAGAAAUGAAAGAUCAUAAAGAAAGUGGCAACAAAUAUCAGAUGAUUUUCAACAACAAAGGUGGAAGAAGCCUUCUCAAAAAUCAAAUUGAAAUUUAUAGAUACUUGGAAUAUCUUCUGAGCUGUGGAUUAAUACCUGACGAAUUUAAUGAUAGCGAAUACAAAACUUUGCAGCACAUAUUUUUUGGGAAACCAGUUGAUCAGAUUGUUGAAGGCAUUCAUUCCAACAAAGUGGCAGAUAAUCUAAUUGAGUUAUUUAAAGAAAUUGAGCCAAAGGACGAAUUACUAAGUUUUAUUGUACGAAAUAACAUACAAAGGUAUUUUGCGGAACACCUCAGCGAUAAAGACAAAGUAUAUUUGAUCAGAGAAGCUUUUGACGUCAAUUAUUUGACACCAAACAACUAUAAUCUAUGCAUCAUGAAUCUGAACAAGGAUGUGUUUAAAUCAAAAUAUAAUCAAAUACUAAACAGAUGUCUCCAUUUCCGAACAUUCAACCCUGUGUAUUUUAGCAAAUUAAUUGACUUUGACUUUAAUGAAAUUUUCAGCUGCCACUCUCCUCAAGCAAGUACUUACAAGCAGAAUGUAAUCAAAUUAUUGGAGAGGAAAAACAUUAAUCUGUCAGAUACUUUUUUUAACAAUAAUCUCCUCGGAGAUUCCUCUGUUUUGUCCUAUCUUCUAGAAAAUGGCCAAUCCUUUUCAGAAGAGCAAUUAUUUGCUAUAAUCGAAAACACUAAGAUCCUUAAAUCGCCUUCCAUUGUUGCAAAGUUGCUUUACUACAUCCUCAGAAACUUUGAAAAAUUAUCCUCGCGAUUCAACUUUAACGAUUUUGUCUCGUGGCUAAUCAACAACGAUUUUUUAUCCACUUUAAUCUCAAUCAUUAAUGUAUGUACUGAAAAUCACUUCAGUAACAUUGACACUGACGUGCUCUACAUGCUAUUUUUAGAAAGUGCAAUGUCUAGUUCUGGAGAUACAUUAAUCAGUAUCCUGAAAAUUCUAAGUCAAAGAGGAUUUAAUGUAGUUGGUAGGCUCUACGACUCAAAAAACUAUGAAAUCAUCUUAAAGAUUGCAAACCUAACUGAGUUGUCAAAUGUUUUAACUUCACAUGUAAAUACUCCUGAUUUUAUCAAAAAUUACUACGGUAGAAUAUCAGAUCAGCAUGCUUUAGUGGCGUUUGUAAUCAGUAAUAGUCAACAUCGAAACUAUCUGUUCCUACUUGCUUACUUUAUUGAUAUUUUGAUUACUUUUAGAACCCAUCAUUCAUGGAAUGUUGUUAAGCUUGUUCUUAUUGAAUGUCUAUCAGAGAAGCGUCAACUUCAGAAAGCUCUUGAGUAUGUUCUUUCACAUUUUGAUUUAUUUGAUGAUUCUGACGGUGAUCUUUUUCAAAAGAUUUUUUCAGGGGAUGUAGUUUUCGAUAUUAAACGUAUCGAGACUAUUUUGUGUCACGAAUCGGCGGCAGCUACCUUGAUUCAUUCUUGCCUUCUACUAAGUAAAGAUGCUGAGAUGCUUCCGAUCUUGCCUCAUAUUGUGCCAUUACUGAUUAAAUACAAGAAAGACACUGUUAUUCAGUUAUUCAAAAGAUACGGGAAUGUUAUGGUAACGUACAUUAAAGAUAUCCUACAACAUUACCCUGAAAUUAGCCACAUUUUAUUAGAUCUUGAGCCUAAAUUUGUACUAAAAGAGCUAUGCAGUUCUCUUACCAUUCAGAACAUUGAUAUUCUUCUCAAGAUUCUCAAAACCAAAACAUGCUGUAGUAGUGAUGUGUUUAAACGACUUUGUGCAUGUUUUAACAAGCAUGUUGGAUCGUUAAUUACUUCUGAACAUAUUUUAGCAUUGAUAAGGUUUUUCAAAAAUUCACGUAGUAGUGACUAUAUGGCUGGAAGCAUGCUCAAGGAAGUAGAAAGCGCUCUUUCUGAUUUUCUGGUAAAUGUUUAUAUUGCCAAUUCAACGAUAUUUUAUGAAACAAUGCUUGAUGGAGUGGGUAUGUCUUCAUCGCUAUUUGCUGAUUCAGCGAAUUUGACUUUGCAAAACAUAUCUGGCGAAGUUUUCGAAACAAAUAAGAACAUUUCAAACGAUCUGAAAUUCCUGUGCCAUUUUUUAGAAUAUAACCAUAUCACAACUGAAAAUACAAUGGCGCUUUAUGAGCAGGUUUUUAAUGCCAGGAAUUGUCUAUCUCCAAGGUUAAUCUCGUAUCUUAUCAGGGAUGACAGUCAGGUACUUGGGGAGUGUAUCGGCCAUCUUCUUUCACAUAUCAACAAUGAUUUAGACACAAUAUACAUUUUAGAAAUACUCUCCCACAUUUUCAGCAAUGUCCCUGAGAGUAAAGAAUUCAAAAAUAAGAUACUUCCUUGCAUUUUUGUGUUGAGUGAAGAUGAAAACAGGCUAGUCUCUGAAAAAGCAAGACAGAUCAUAGAGACACUGCAGUAA